Molecule: messenger RNA, 432 nt
Organism: Cetraspora pellucida
Lineage: Eukaryota; Fungi; Glomeromycota; Glomeromycetes; Diversisporales; Gigasporaceae
Source: the annotation of a GenBank genome assembly
AUGAAGUUCAUUAUUUUACUGCAAUUAUUUAUUCUCGGGCUUUUCUCAGAAGUCGUUUUAACAUCUACAUUAAUCGCUAGAAACAGAGAUAAACGUCAGGAACAAGAGGAUAAAUGUCCUGCUAAAUCAAUACCACAUUGGUACCAUUGUAUGAUUAAAAAUCAAAUCGCGAGUCUGGAUAAUGAAUGCGAUCCAUAUGCUCAAUGUACUAUUUGGCCUGAUGUGGCUGGGGAUGCUUAUUUUGUUCAAUGUCAAACUUCAUCUCCUUUCUGCAACUUUGGUACUUAUCCAAUUCCAACUUUACAGUUUACUUGUAGCCAAGAUACCAUAAUUGAAACAUCAAAUGAUAAAUGUACAUUUUCUUGCAAUAACUGUUUUACUAAUCCUGAUUAUGCAAGUAAUCCAAGUACAAUAAUCUGUACUGGCUGUUAA